UGAGACCAUGACUUGACAUUCUACAACUGGACUCAAGCCCAACAAUAGUAUUUAACAGAACCCUAGAAGACAUGCCUUAGUUUACACAAAAUAUAAAACCUUCCCUUCGCUCAAGCCUCCUGUUCGGCAUUUCUCUGUGAUUCAUAUAAUUAUUAAGAGCAGCAUAGCAUAUUCAGACUAUAGUCAGCUAUCUACAUUCAACCAUGGUGAAUGUUCCAAAGACUAAGAAGACCUUCUGCAAGUCAAAGGAGUGCAAGAAGCACACACUGCACAAGGUCACUCAAUACAAGAAGGGUAAGGACAGCCUUGCUGCUCAAGGAAAGCGUCGCUAUGAUCGUAAACAAUCAGGUUAUGGUGGACAAACCAAGCCCGUCUUCCACAAGAAGGCUAAGACUACAAAGAAGAUUGUGUUGAGACUUCAAUGUCAGGGAUGCAAACAUGUUUCCCAACAUGCAAUCAAGCGGUGCAAGCAUUUUGAGAUUGGUGGGGAUAAGAAAGGAAAGGGAACUUCGCUUUUCUAAGUUGCUGAGGCAGAGCACUGCAUGCACUUUUACAUUCUUCCUUUUUUUGGUGUAGCAUGUGACGCCGUUAUGCGUCUUUUACUUAUCAGUGAUGACACAAUUAUUGUCUCUGUUUUUGAAUUUCUUGAUCUAAAUAUACUUAACUUUCUUCAAUAGGACAUUUUAUCAAUAUGAUUAUUUGAAUGCUUGUCUGCAAUUAGGGCAGUAAGAGACUGAGGCUGUUUCUAGACCAGCUUGUUGCCGUCCACAAUUAGGAUACCUGCAUAACUGUCUACUAUCCAGUGAUGUGAUCUUAAAUUAAUUCCCCCAAUAGUUAUAGGAUGUAUAAUUAUGACAUACUUUUUUUCCGCUGUUUCACUCCCCGGCAGCCAUGGCUAUAACAGUUUUCUGGGUGACUAGCAAUUGAUUCUGCCUUCAAUGCGUUAAAUGACUACAAUACAAAAUCGCCCCACAAGUUUGUAAUCUGACAGGUCUGUUCUUACUUUUAGAGUAAUAGAACCAGAACUAUAAGAUACUCUGCAUGUAGACAUGUGGUAUCUGCGGUUUUGAGUACUUUUGGUAAAAGGUGAAGUGUAUAUUUAAUACUACGUAGUUGAAAUAAAAUACAUCAGAGAAACAAGGGGCAUACCCCUGCUGCCGGAGCAAAACAGGCUUUGCGCAACCAACUUUACAGUCUAUACUCUAUACCCAUACAAUUAUACCUUCC
Molecule: messenger RNA, 1227 nt
Organism: Cuscuta europaea
Lineage: Eukaryota; Viridiplantae; Streptophyta; Magnoliopsida; Solanales; Convolvulaceae
Source: the annotation of a GenBank genome assembly